CUCACUACUUGGCGAGUGUAGUAUAGAAACCAGCGUUUCAUUCAGUAAAGUAUCGAGUGAUAGACCGCAAGUCGCUUAUUGCAUCAGCUCUCAGCCAUGAGCAUCAACAUAGCGGAACUUCAGACAGAAGUUUUCUAUGAAGAAACGAAUGCCUUAUGGGUUUUUGCUUAUGGGUCCUUGUGCUGGAGACCGGGAAUACAUUUUCACAAAGCUGUCACUGGAUAUGUCGAAGGUUUUCAGAGAAGAUUUUGGCAGGGAAACACCGCACAUCGAGGCACAAAAAAACAACCAGGACGAGUGGCUACAUUAGUUGAAGGACAGGGUACAGUUCAUGGUAUAGCAUUUGCAAUAAGCGGUGAAGCAGCUGUUCCCUAUCUAUCCCAACGAGAAUGUAAACUUGGUGGCUACGUAUCUCAUUUCACUACGUUCCACCCCGUACAUGGAGAACCCUUUCAAGCUCUGGUUUACAUAGCCGAUAGCACAAACUCCCAAUGGUUAGGUGAUGCAGACGAAAGGACAAUAGCAUAUGAAAUAAUAAACUCCAGAGGACCAUGUGGAACAAACGUAGAAUAUGUAAUUAGGUUAGCAAAUUUUAUGCGAGAACAUUUCUCAGAUGAAAAUGAUUGCCAUUUGUUUAAACUAGAAGAAGAAGUGCUCUCCUUGGUGGCCAGCAGAAAGAUGUGCUUGAAAACUCUUAUGGGUACAGGAGAAGGAUGUGUAACUUUUAUUAGAAAAAAAGAAUCAGACACAUUUAAUUACAUUGCAGAUAAAAAAGAUGCAAGACUUGAUACCUUUCAGUAUGCUAUGAAGAUUCAGGGAACAAAAUUGCGUUGCCUCAAUCUUUAAUUCUAUUUCCAAGGCCCUUAUGAAUUACAAAGGGCUCUAUUUUCUAUAUACCUAUAUAUGCAACAGAUAUGGCCAGGUCUAGAUACCAAAGUUAAAGAUUUAGUACAAGAGAGUCGCCCAUCAAAAUGUUUGAAACCUGAUUUUUGCAUCUAGUUUAUAAUCAAGUUAGAUAUUUUAGAAGAGAUACGGUUAUCAAAUAAUUACGAUAAAAUGAUAACUAUACUGUCAUUUUUAACAUAGAAGUCAUAAUCAAAAAGAACAAAACAAAAACAAAUAACACUAUACAAGAAAAUGCUUUUACUCUACUUAUCUUAUCGGAUAUAUUUAUUUGUAAAUCUAUAAUUAUAUAUGUUUGUCAUCAUAUGAUAUGUAUUAUCCUGCAUUUUCCAGUUUUCCAAAUCAACUAGACAUACAAAAGAAAAUUUCACAAUUACAAAAAAUUCAUUUAUAUCAAAUAUAUAUUAAGAAAGAUGUUAUAACUUGUUAUGGCUUCUUAAGAAAAAAUACCUUUUACUCCUAUUAAAAACUAUAUUUGUCUCUAGAUAUUGGAACAUUAUUUGUUAGUAAAAUUAUUUUUUUUUCUAAAUUGACUUUUUUAAAAUCCUAAAUUUUAGCUUUAAUAUUUUUGAUUAUACACUCAUAUACAGUUUAUUGAGUAAAAAUAUCAAUUAUUAUACCUACUAUCAAAAGUUAUCCAUGUUGAUCAUGAAACAUUUUAUAUUUACACCUUUUGCAAUGGUUAGAUGUUAAAAAUAUGUAGGGUUGAAUCCCGUAUAGGCAAUUUUUUACACAAUAUAACUUAUUAAAUUUCCAGUACCUAUUGUUAUUCUUUGAUAUUCAAUAUCAGUCACGAAAUGUUGGUCUAGUCAAAUAAGACAGACCCCAAAUAUAUUGCUAAAAAAAACUAUUUUGAGAGCUACAGCAAUACAUUCCAUUCUUUAUCGAGUCGGUGGCGUAGCGGUCUCGCGCGCUUAUAUUCAUAUAUAGGCAAGUUUGUGUUCAGAGACAGAGAGGGGCUUCGAAUCCUACACAAGACCAUGUGGAUUUUUAAUUAAAUUGCAUGGUUCGUUAUAGGAUUUGAUUAUGCCGUAUUAAUAGAAAUUCAAUUUCUAUUGAUAUGACAUGCAGAUUAUAAAAUCGCCAUGCGUUACCGUCUCGAUGAUGGUGGGUUAGGUUUUCCUCACCUGGAAGUCAAAUGGCACAUCAAUCAUCUUUAAGUCGCCCCGAAGCGCCACGGCAAAUAAUAGUAAUGGCCGUCCCUUCCCCUACACAAGUCGUUCAGUCAACUUCAGGGGUGGAGAUUCACUCGUAAGGGGGUGAAUUAGGGAGACUAUUAUUAUUAUUUAUAUCAGUUUCCAAUUUUUUCUAUAAACUAAGGCAAUCACUGUGGACUUUUCUCAGUGUUUCUAUAUAGAUUUUUAUGAUCUUUCUUCCAUAACCUACCUUUCAAUUUGAAUCGGUCCAAGUGAUUAUCUAGUCAUAUAUAUCACAUCUAGAACAAUCAUUCUCAAUGUACUUAGACUUUGAAAUGAUCUUCUUCCCAAAGUUCCCCCUGGUCAAACACACACUAGUUAUCAAAAUUUUCAAAUUCAAAAUCCCCAUUAACAAACGCCCACUGCGGGGUUCGCGGAUAAUAGAAUGGAGUGAUUCACAAAAAAUGUUUCCAAAGUAGGUCAUGACCGACAAAGAAGAAGAAUUGUACGCUCGACGUACGUGAAUUUUUCCAGGGUCUACUUUAGAAACAUUUUUUGUGGAUCACUCCUUAUAUAUACCUACAUAAAAAUAAAGAACAAUUUACUACCAAUUGUUUGGAUGCAAAAAUUACGGUAAAACUUUUAAAACCAUGUAACAUAUUUGAACAACAAAAUAUACUUACCUAACUCUAAAUCGGAUUUUAUCAAAACUGUCAACUUUUUGAUAAACCCCGAUUUUUUAAAGAUAUUUUUAAAUUAUUUGUUUAUUGUAUAAUGCAAAAAUGUCGAUCUUUGUGAUUUAUUACGUUUUAGUAUUUUCCUAAUUUCUUACGUUUGUAAAGACAGCUCAUAUUAUAUUUAUUUUUAUAUGCAG
Molecule: messenger RNA, 2913 nt
Organism: Psylliodes chrysocephalus
Lineage: Eukaryota; Metazoa; Arthropoda; Insecta; Coleoptera; Chrysomelidae
Source: the annotation of a GenBank genome assembly